Molecule: messenger RNA, 1152 nt
Organism: Triticum turgidum subsp. durum (durum wheat)
Lineage: Eukaryota; Viridiplantae; Streptophyta; Magnoliopsida; Poales; Poaceae
Source: the annotation of a GenBank genome assembly
AUGGGCGUGGGCGUGAUGGAGGGGAUGAAGCCGGUGGCGGCGAUGGUGGUGGUGCAGUUCGUGUUCGCCGGCGUCAACAUCUUCUACAAGCUGGCCGUGAGCGACGGCAUGGACAUGCGGGUCCUCGUCGCCUACCGCUUCCUCUUCGCCUCCGCCGUCCUCUCGCCCAUCGCAUACUUCGUCGAGAGGAAGAAGCGAACCAAGGUGACGUGGCGAGUCCUGCUGCUCUCCUUCGUCUGCGGGCUCUGUGGGGGCUCGCUGGCCCAGAACCUCUACAUCUCCGGCAUGAAGCUCACCUCCGCCACCUUCGCCUCCGCCAUGACCAACCUCAUCCCGGCCAUCACCUUCGUGCUCGCCGUGCUCUUCCGCUACGAGCGCCUCGCCAUCCGCACUCUCGCCGGCCUGGCCAAGGUCACUGGCACGCUGCUCGGCGUCGGCGGCGCCAUGCUGCUCACCUUCUACAAGGGCGCCCAGGUCACCCCCUGGCCACCCACCCACAUCAACCUCGCAGCCCAGCUCGCCGCCCGGCACCAACACGAGGAACAUGCCUCCUCCUCCCUUCACCCGGACAGCGGCAACCGCGCCAUGGGCUGCCUGCUCUGCACCGGCAGCUGCUUCUUCUACGCGCUCUGGCUCAUCCUGCAGGCCCGGCUCAGCCGGGAGUACCCCUUCCACUACUCCACCACGGCGCUCAUGUGUGGCAUGAGCGCGCUCCAGUCCGCCGCCUUUGCGCUCUGCUUCGACCGGGACCUCAUCCAGUGGCGCCUCUCCUCCGGUGUCCACCUACUCGCCGUCCUCUACACCGGCGUGGUCGCCUCGGGGGUCAUGCUCGUGGUGCUCUCCUGGUGCGUCAAGCGCCGGGGCCCCCUCUUCGCGUCCGUCUUCAACCCCAUGAUGCUGGUGGUGGUGGCCGUGUUGAGCUCGCUCCUGCUCGGCGAGGAGCUGCACCUCGGCAGCGUGCUCGGCGCCGUGCUCAUCGUGCUGGGCCUCUACUCCGUGCUCUGGGGAAAAGGCCGCGAGGCCGUGGAGCACGAGCCGGCCAAGGCCCGCGCCGCUGGCACCGAGCUGCCGCACAUCGACAUCGUCGUGCAUCGCCAUGAUCCUCCUCCGACGCCGCAGCAGCAGAGCACGGAGCCGGGGCCGGCGCGGUAA